AUGCUGCGUGGUCCAGCGCAGGGGGGCCCGGGCCCCGCCGAGCAGCUGCGAGUUUCGGCCGCCAGGGGCGCAGCGGCGCCCUCUCCCGCGCUCGGGUAUCGAUCGGAGACCCGCGCGCAUCUGGGCCAGGCCACCGGCGGUGUUGCUGCAGGAAGGGCCCCCGGGGAGGUGUGCCCUCGCAAGAAGGACAGUAGCGAUCAGGACAGUAGCGAUCAGGACAGUAGCGAUCAGGACAGUAGCGAUCAGGACAGUAGCGAUCAGGACAGUAGCGAUCAGGACAGUAGCGAUCAGGACAGUAGCGAUCAGGACAGUAGCGAUCAGGACAGUAGCGAUCAGGACAGUAGCGAUCAGGACAGUAGCGAUCAGGACAGUAGCGAUCAGGACAGUAGCGAUCAGGACAGUAGCGAUCAGGACAGUAGCGAUCAGGACAGUAGCGAUCAGGACAGUAGCGAUCAGGACAGUAGCGAUCAGGACAGUAGCGAUCAGGACAGUAGCGAUCAGGACAGUAGCGAUCAGGACAGUAGCGAUCAGGACAGUAGCGAUCAGGACAGUAGCGAUCAGGACAGUAGCGAUCAGGACAGUAGCGAUCAGGACAGUAGCGAUCAGGACAGUAGCGAUCAGGACAGUAGCGAUCAGGACAGUAGCGAUCAGGACAGUAGCGAUCAGGACAGUAGCGAUCAGGACAGUAGCGAUCAGGACAGUAGCGAUCAGGACAGUAGCGAUCAGGACAGUAGCGAUCAGGACAGUAGCGAUCAGGACAGUAGCGAUCAGGACAGUAGCGAUCAGGACAGUAGCGAUCAGGACAGUAGCGAUCAGGACAGUAGCGAUCAGGACAGUAGCGAUCAGGACAGUAGCGAUCAGGACAGUAGCGAUCAGGACAGUAGCGAUCAGGACAGUAGCGAUCAGGACAGUAGCGAUCAGGACAGUAGCGAUCAGGACAGUAGCGAUCAGGACAGUAGCGAUCAGGACAGUAGCGAUCAGGACAGUAGCGAUCAGGACAGUAGCGAUCAGGACAGUAGCGAUCAGGACAGUAGCGAUCAGGACAGUAGCGAUCAGGACAGUAGCGAUCAGGACAGUAGCGAUCAGGACAGUAGCGAUCAGGACAGUAGCGAUCAGGACAGUAGCGAUCAGGACAGUAGCGAUCAGGACAGUAGCGAUCAGGACAGUAGCGAUCAGGACAGUAGCGAUCAGGACAGUAGCGAUCAGGACAGUAGCGAUCAGGACAGUAGCGAUCAGGACAGUAGCGAUCAGGACAGUAGCGAUCAGGACAGUAGCGAUCAGGACAGUAGCGAUCAGGACAGUAGCGAUCAGGACAGUAGCGAUCAGGACAGUAGCGAUCAGGACAGUAGCGAUCAGGACAGUAGCGAUCAGGACAGAACGCAGCCCCUAGAGCGCGCAUGUUCACGUGGAAAGGAUUGCGGCAGUCCUUCCGUGCCCGGGGACAAUAACAGCGGCUUCCUCUUUGAGCUCCGUCGCAGGUCAGCACUCGAGGUGGAAGGGAAGUGGCUCGGGGCAGAGCGGCGCAAGAGACAGGCGGAGUGGAAGGUGCGGCUGCGCCAUCCGGCGUGGUUGCACUCUGGGGAGCGCGGCGAGAUACCAAGAAGACACACCGGGGCCGUGCCUCAUAGGCGCUCUUCUGGAGACAGCUCUGCGGGGAACAGUCGUCGUCCCCCCCUCCCUCGAAGAUCCACCUCCGACUGGAGCAAUCCGCUCGUGGAUUGCCUGGAGCCGUGGAACUUCCCUCCAGACGCCAUUCAUCACCUCUGCUACAUGCCUGCACGAGCUACGAGCGAGGGUCGCUUCACCAGGUUCGCUCACCAAGAAGUGACACCGGCUCGUGGUGACCAGCAGACUUGGGCGCACCACCUGGGUCGUCCGUCACCACUCCAGGAAGGAGUAAGAGGGACGACUCGCUGCGGACAGGAGCUACGAGCGAGGGUCGCUUCACCAGGCUCGCUCACCAAGAAGGGACACCGGCCCGUGGUGACCAGGAGACUUGGGCGCACCACAUGGAACGUCCGUCACCACUCCAGGAAGCAGUAA
Messenger RNA from Bacillus rossius redtenbacheri, 2043 nucleotides. RefSeq names its product dentin sialophosphoprotein-like. The transcript has 6 exons. Lineage: Eukaryota; Metazoa; Arthropoda; Insecta; Phasmatodea; Bacillidae. The record is from RefSeq and is a predicted model, not a curated record. Bases 1 to 2043 code for a protein of 680 amino acids.